Messenger RNA from Metarhizium brunneum ARSEF 3297, 1395 nucleotides. RefSeq lists its product as uncharacterized. NCBI's taxonomy places the organism in Eukaryota, Fungi, Ascomycota, Sordariomycetes, Hypocreales, Clavicipitaceae. Gene Ontology annotation, molecular function: heme binding; oxidoreductase activity, acting on paired donors, with incorporation or reduction of molecular oxygen; iron ion binding. The record is from RefSeq and is a predicted model, not a curated record.
AUGUCCAUGUCGGCCAAUUCCACACCCUACUUGGGCGACGAGUCUCCCAGCGACUCUGCCGGUCUCCUGCACGCCGCCCACCACGCCGUACGCCUGCCCAACGUAGUCUCGACCGCGAUACUUCCUGCAGCGUUUGUACUCUCUACACUGGUGCUAUGGCGAUUAUGGCGGUUUACCGUGUUGCCUUGGCUAUAUCCAGACCUCCCCAAAGAGUUCCCAUACUGGAUACCAGUCUUGGGUCAUGCCCGUGCAUUUUUCCAGGACUCAAACGGCCUACUCGUCAGAGCCAGGUCAUACUUUGGUACCUCCCGGGAGCUGUCCGCUCUGAUGGUGUUUGGAAAGACUUUCUACGUCGUCACCCAAGUCAAGCAGUCGGACGAAGUGUACCGAAACACCGAGGCUGUUUCCUUUGACGACUUUGUGCAGGGCCUCAUGAGAAACAAUGGCAACGACGGAGAGGCCAUCAAGGCUGUGUUCAUGGCCCUGCCCGUCGAUAAAGCCGGCUUCCCCAACCCACGGGGCGAGUCCAUCGGUCGCUUGGCCUCUGUUAUGCACGCGCAUCAACUACACCCAGGCGCCAAUCUGGCUGUUCUGCAGGCAAACGUGCAGAAAUGGCUGAAUUGCCAUGUGCACCCCAAAGAAAUCUGCGCGAAGCCCACGGCCACUUCGUCAGGCCGCGAGAGUGUCGAAGUGCCGCUCUAUCAGUGGUGUUCGAAAUACGUUAUCCAGCUCGGCCAGGACAUCUACUUCGGAGAGAUGUUGGCGAGGAUCGAUCCCACACUUCCAUCGGUAUUUUUGCUGUUCGAUGAACUCAUCUGGAAGAUGCUCUACCAAUACCCGGGCUUUCUGUCUUCGGACAUGUCCGUUCCUAGGGCUCGGGUCAUCGCCUCGCUCGAUAAAUACCUGCAGGCCUCUCGCAGCAUCAACACGAACACCCGCAAAACAGCCUUCUGGGUCCUGACAUAUCUCCUCCACAACCCCGAGCUGCUAGCCGCCUACCGUAGGGAAACCGCGCCGGCAUUUCGCGGACCCGACCUUGCCGACCCGUCCGUGAUCCAAGACGCAGCCAGGUGUCCCGAGGUCGAUGCCGUCUGGCACGAGACGCUGCGCAUGUCGGGCUGGUCAGCGUCGGUCCGGUUCGUCACACGAGAUACCGUCAUUGGCGGGAAGCGCAUGCGCAAGGGCAGCCGUAUCCUUGUGCCGCAUCGACUGCUGCAUUUCGACGAGGGCAUAUUCGGCGACGCCACGCACCAGUUCCGCACCGAGCGCUGGCGAAACAACAAGAACCUGCCUCGUAGUCCCUCGUUCCGGCCGUUUGGCGGCGGCAAGACCAUGUGUAGCGGACGGUUCAUUGCCCGCUUCUCCGUGACGAUCUUUGUAGCCACGCUUCUGUGA